GCGGCGGUAAGAUGGCGGCGGAUGGCGGGGGCAGCCCCGCGCUGUCGGCGGGGGAGGAGGAGCCGCCGCUGGGGCUCGAGUCGCUGGUGGAGGAGGAGGCGGCGACGGCGACGCCGAGCGCCGGGUUCAGGCUGACGGCGGCGAAGCGGGAACCGGCGGUGCGGCUGCAGCACGGGGUGAGCGGGUUGGAACCGCUGGCCUGGUCGGAGGAUCACCGGGUGUCGGUGAGCACGGCCCGCAGCAUCGCCGUCCUGGAGCAGCUCAGCGAUGUGCACAGCGGCGGGCAGGAGAUGGUUAUCCACCGCACCGCCGUGCCCGCACCCGCCGCCGCUUGUCUCCUCAAGGUCGGUCCGAAAAAGGAGGUAGCAGAAUGUAGGGAAAAGUUUGCGAGUUCAGGGGACCCAACAGUCAGCCAGACUUUUAUGCUAGACCGAGUGUUCAAUCCCGAGGGGAAGUCACUGCCACCUCUGCGAGGAUUCAAGUAUUCCAGCUGGUCCCCCCUGGGCUGUGAUGCCAACGGGAGGUGCCUGCUGGCAGCUCUGACCAUGGACAACCGCCUGACCAUCCACGCCAACCUCAACAGGCUGCAGUGGGUGCAGCUGGUGGACCUGACAGACAUCUAUGGGGAGCGGCUGUACGAAGCCAGUUACAAACUUUGUAAAGGGGACACUCCCCGGGGGGAGCUCGAGGACUUCCCGGAGUUCCAGCGCCGGCACAGCAUGCAGACCCCUGUGCGCAUGGAGUGGUCGGGAAUCUGCACCACCCAGCAGGUGAAACACAACAACGAGUGCUGGGAUGUGGGCAGCGUGCUCCUAGCAGUGCUCUUUGAAAAUGGUCACAUUGCAGUGUGGCAGUUUCAGCUUCCGUUUCUGGGUAAGGAAUCAAUUACUUCUUGCAAUACCAUAGAGUCUGGAAUAAAUUCCCCAAGUGUGUUGUCUUGGUGGGAAUACGAACAUAACAACCGAAAGAUGAGCGGACUCAUUGUAGGGAGUGCUUUUGGACCAGUUAAGAUCCUUCCUGUCAAUCUAAAAGCUGUCAAAGGCUACUUUACCCUGAGACAACCCAUAGUCUUAUGGCAAGAAAUGGACCAGUUGCCAGUGCAUAGUAUCAAGUGUAUUCCUCUUUACCACCCCUACCAGAAAUGUAGUUGUAGCUUAGUGGUGGCUGCACGAGGACCUUACGUGUUUUGGUGUCUCCUGUUGAUAUCCAAGGCAGGUCUGAAUGUCCAUAAUUCCCACGUGACAGGGCUCCAUUCUUUGCCCAUCGUCUCCAUGACCGCAGACAAGCAGAACGGCACGGUGUACACGUGCUCCAGUGAUGGAAAGGUAAGGCAGCUCAUUCCUAUUUUCACAGACAUUGCUUUAAAGUUUGAGCACCAGCUCCUUAAGCUCUCAGAAGUGUUUGGCUCUGUCAGGACUCACGGAAUAGCUGUCAGCCCCUGCGGGGCCUACCUGGCAGUUAUCACCACAGAGGGCAUGACUAACGGUCUGCACCCCGUUAACAAAAACUACCAAGUUCAGUUUGUAACUCUUAAGACUUUUGAGGAGGCAGCUGCCCAGCUCUUGGAAUCUUCUGUCCAGAACCUUUUCCGGCAAGUGGACUUGACUGAUCUUGUACGCUGGAAAAUUUUGAAGGAUAAGCAUAUUCCUCAAUUCUUACAGGAAGCACUGGAUAAAAAGAUUGAGAGCUGUGGUUCUACUUACUUCUGGAGGUUUAAGCUGUUUCUCCUGAGGAUUUUGUACCAGUCGAUGCAGAAAGCUCCCUCAGAGGUCAUGUGGAAACCUUCACACGAGGAUGCAAAAAUCUUGAUAUCCGAUUCCCCCGGGAUGGGCAGCACUGAAGAUGAUCAAGAGGAAGGAACUUCUAAACAAGCCAGGAAGCAGAGCCUGUGUGACACAGGCAAAGGUAUGGACAUAGAUGACACUGCAGACGAUUCCCUUCCUCAGUCAAGUGACGUAGGAGGCCGUGAGCCAAUGGAAGAAAAGCUUCUUGAAAUACAGGCACAGAUUGAGGCAGUAGAGCUGCACUUGACACGAGAACACAUGAAGCGGGUGUUGGGAGAAGUUUAUCUGCACACAUGGAUUACAGAGAACACCAGUAUUCCCACCAGAGGAGUCUGUGACUUCUUAAUGUCCGAUGAUGGCUAUGAGGACAGAACAGCACGAGUGCUGAUUGGGCAUAUCUUAAAGAAAAUGAACAAACAGACAUUUCCAGAACACUGCAGCUUGUGUAAGGAGAUCCUGCCUUUCACUGACCGCAAGCAGGCAGUCUGCUCCAAUGGACACAUUUGGCUCAGGUGCUUUCUAACCUACCAGUCCUGUCAGAGCUUGGUGUACAGGAGGUGUUUGCUUCAUGACAGCAUUGCAAGGCACCCAACCCCAGAAGAUCCUGAAUGGAUCAAGAGGUUGUUGCAAGGACCUUGCACGUUCUGUGAUUCUCCUGUGUUCUAGAGAAAAGCUGUGUAAAGGUUCAAAGUGUUUUCUCUACUGCAUAAGCUCCCUUUGGUCUCAGAGGACACAGAGCACAGGAAUUCAGACUUCACUGGAAGGGGAAGACAUUGUCCAUGGCUCUGUAAACAACAUCAGAUGUUCUGGAAACUCCUUGAGUCCAGAGCCUGUUCUUGGCUCCAGAAACAGAAGUACACCUGGAAAAACAAGUUUCUAAAGCCAUUUGGAAAUGCACCCCAUCAAAGCAUCAGCAGCAGGACACAUUUCCUUUUGCUGCAGAGGAACUGAAGUCUUAAGCAGGUUGUGUGAACUCUGCCCCACAACUCUGUAGUCUCCCAAAAGCUGGGAUGGGAACAGUGGAGCUGCCUCUGAAUGGCCUUGGUGGGGAGAGAAGGCUUCAGCUUGUAGUGCACCUGGUUGCUUUUUAACAAGCACUGGCACUUGCUGCAGAAUAUUAAACUAUCAAAAGAAUUUGUGGUUCCAGUUUCUUGCAGAGUGAAGCAUUUGCCACAUGAAAGAAACUUGUGUUAGUUAAGCUCAGUCUAGAGGAGUAACUGCCUCUUCUCUGUUACAGCAAUCAGAAGGGUGAUAUUGGCUGCCUGGGUCAAAUAUCAGUAAGAAUAAUUUUUAAAUGUAAUAAUUGUUAAACAAAUAGCAAUUAGUUUAAGCACUAAUAUAUAAACAAUUUUCAAUGCUCUCAAGUCUUUUGGCCCCCUUAUUCUGAACUAAGUUCUGACCACUUCCUUGCUUUGGCCAAUGUCUAUGCCUUUUGUUUCACUUAACCCUCUACCAAUAGAAAUCAUCUCUUCCAGUCACCAAAAACAUUACUAAUUUUCCUUAUUUUCCAUUGAAUUGAGAGUCACCCUCAUACAACACAAGAUGAGUUCUACAGUAGUUUGAAACACAGUAAUCACUCCCAGCUGACAGUUUCUCUUUUCUUUAUAAUGCAGUAAAAACAAAAACCCAAACAGCACCAUGGCUGAAGUGUUUUAGGGAAAGUUUCCACAGGUGGUCACAGAGUUUGGUGAGGCUCUUCUUGUAUAAGCCUGGGUUCCUCAUCAAGAGAUUGAUAAAUACCCCAGUGAUGUAGCAUGUCUGCUCCCAGAAAUUUAUUCUGUCUUCUAAUUGUCCUGCCAGAAACCCCCCACAUCUUUCUCUCCUUGGCAUCUGGUUUCUAAGCAGGGGAAGCCUCA
Molecule: messenger RNA, 3640 nt
Organism: Calypte anna (Anna's hummingbird)
Lineage: Eukaryota; Metazoa; Chordata; Aves; Apodiformes; Trochilidae
Gene: GTF3C4
Product: general transcription factor IIIC subunit 4
Exons: 6
Coding region: 12-2450 (812 amino acids)
Biological process (GO): transcription initiation at RNA polymerase III promoter
Cellular component (GO): transcription factor TFIIIC complex
Molecular function (GO): histone acetyltransferase activity; protein binding
Source: RefSeq, a predicted model, not a curated record